AUGACUUAAAACAAUAAAUAUUUCGACGACCUAUAAUAAUUUUUAAACUCUUCACUUUAAUCUCAUUAGGUUCUCUAUAUUAAUCAAUAUUACAAUUAAAUUGGUACAAUAGGGGCAUUAGGAUUAAGUUCUGCUUUAGCAAAGUGCACUAAUCUCUCAAAUUUGACUCUUAACCUUUGUGUAAAUUAAAUUACUGAUGAAGGUUUAUUAGGCUUAAGUUCUGCUUUAGCAAACUGUAUUAAUCUCUCAAAUUUGACACUCCAUCUUAGUUACAAUUAAAUAAGUGAUCAAGGAGUAUUAGGCUUAGGCUCUGCUUUAGCUAAAUGCGCUAAUCUCUCAAAUUUAACUGUUAAUUUUGGUGGAAAUUAAAUUAGUGGAAUUGGUACAUCAGGAUUAGUAGGUUCUAUUUUAGCAAAUUGUAUUAAUCUCUCAAAUUUGACUCUUCAACUUAGUUAUAAUUAAGUUGGUGAUGAAGAUACUUCAGAUUUAAGUUCUGCUUUAGCAAAAUGUACUAAUAUCUUUAGUUUGACACUUGAGUUUGGUGGAAAUUAAAUUGGUGAUAAAUACACAUCAUGUUUAGGCUCUGCUAUUGCAAACUGUACUAAUCUCUCCAAUUUGAAACUUAAUCUUUGUGUAAAUAAAAUUGGUGCAAUCGGAGCUUCAGCCUUAGGUUCUGCUUUAGCUAACUGUAUUAAUCUCUCAAAUUUGAUUCUUCAUCUUAAUGGAAAUUAAAUUGACGCAAUUGGUGCAUCAAACUUAGCUUCUGCUUUAGUAAAUUUCACUAAUCUCUCAAAUUUGACACUUGAUCUUAGUGAAAAUUAAAUUGGUGACGAAGCUGCAUAAGGCUUAGCUUCUGCUUUAGUAAACUAUCCUUAUCUCUCAAAUUUGACACUUGAUCUUAGUGGAAAUUAAAUUAGUACAAUUGGUGAAUCUGUCUUAGGUUUUGCUUUUUCUAAAUGCACUAUCCUCUAAAAUUUGGCACUUGAUCUUAGUUUUAAUGAAUUAAUUGAACCAGAAGCAUUGAAAGGAAACAGCCAUUAUCUUAAAUCAAAAAGAUUAGUUGCCUUUAAAUUAUAUUUUUGA
Messenger RNA from Tetrahymena thermophila SB210, 1083 nucleotides. RefSeq names its product cyclic nucleotide-binding domain protein. The transcript has 13 exons. Gene Ontology annotation, cellular component: perinuclear region of cytoplasm; cytosol; nucleus. The record is from RefSeq and is a predicted model, not a curated record. Gene Ontology annotation, biological process: nucleocytoplasmic transport; activation of GTPase activity. Gene Ontology annotation, molecular function: GTPase activator activity; small GTPase binding. Lineage: Eukaryota; Ciliophora; Oligohymenophorea; Hymenostomatida; Tetrahymenidae.